AUGUUGCCAUGGAUUGCCCGGCGCCCCAUUGAUCGUCAGCGGCGCGCGUUAGCUUGGCCGCCUUCAACACGACAAAACGACUGCCAAGUCAGGCACUCGUGGCGGAUAUGCAGCCUCAUCUCGGAGGCAGUAACAGCAGCAACGGGCGAGAGAUGCAUGUUUGCGCACGCAAUACAGUCCAUGUACUCCGUAGCCAAAAUAGGUAUUGAUGGGUCUGCGGGCCUGGACUUCCAGAACCCUCCAUGCGACCACCGGCCCAGCUUCCAGCUCGUCAGGUUAGAGACAUUUAACGUUAACUACUGGCUGGGUUCGGUGUUUUGCGCCCUCGAAACAAAAGCAAGCUUGCAGCCUCCCCGAAAAGGUGCCCUGUUUGCCUUGUGGGACCACUUCAACCCGAUGCCUCCCGAGUUGCCUGGCAGCAUCCCUGCGACUGUGCACGCGGCGUUGGCGCUCUGGGCUGCGAUUCUUGGCGGACUCAUCCCAUCCGAUCCCGGCACCGCACAAGCCGGGCUGGGCCGUCGAACGGUCGGCCGGUCUUUUAGGAAGACAUUCGCAGCAGUUAUUCCAAGGCCAUGCAUGACCACAUGCGGUUGGCAUGAUGUGGGAGCUGGGGCGGUUAGCUAA
Pyricularia oryzae 70-15 is the source of this 624-nucleotide messenger RNA. RefSeq lists its product as uncharacterized. The transcript is spliced from 6 exons. Bases 1 to 624 code for a protein of 207 amino acids. The record is from RefSeq and is a predicted model, not a curated record. NCBI's taxonomy places the organism in Eukaryota, Fungi, Ascomycota, Sordariomycetes, Magnaporthales, Pyriculariaceae.